This is a messenger RNA of Globicephala melas (long-finned pilot whale), 856 nucleotides long. NCBI's taxonomy places the organism in Eukaryota, Metazoa, Chordata, Mammalia, Artiodactyla, Delphinidae. The record is from RefSeq and is a predicted model, not a curated record.
GACGGUGACUGCCAAGUCAGGAUCUUUAAGCCCAGACCUUGCUCCUGACACAGACCACUUGAUCAUUUGACUCUACACCUACAUCCAAAGCCGGUUCUACCGAUCCCCAGAGGUGAUCCUGGGCCAUCCCUACAACAUGGCCAUUGAUAUGUGGAGCCUGGGCUGCAUCAUGGCCGAGCUGUACACGGGCAGCCCCCUGUUCCCUGGGGAGAACGAGGUGGAGCAGCUAGCCUGCAUCAUGGAGGUGCUGGGCUUGCCACCGACCCACUUCAUCCAGACGGCCUCCGGGAGACAGACGUUCUUUGAUUCCAAAGUUUUUCCUGAAAAUAUAACCAACAAAAGGGGAAAAAAAAGAUACCCGGAUUCCAAGGAUCUCACCAUGGUGCUGAAAACCUACGACACCGGUUUCCUGGACUUUCUGAGAAAGUGUUUGGUCUGGGAGCCUUCUCUUCGCGUGACCCCUGGCCAGGCCUUCAGGCAUGCUUGGAUUCAUGAGCCGCGGAACCUCAAAGCACAGCCCAGGCUUCAGACCUUGAGGAAAGCCAGUCUCUGUUUCCCUUCUGAAGCCAGGAAGGGCAAGGUUCAAGGGCAACAUCACUUGGGCAAACAAGGAACAAUGAUCCUUCAAAUAGAGACUAAAGACAAAAUCAACGAAGGCGCCACUAAACAGGGUCAGAACUCAGGUAGUCAGCAGGGCUCUGUCCAGCACACAGCUGAAGUCCAGCUGCCUCAUCUAGCAGAAGCUUCCGGAAAGCCUGAGGCAGUUGUUGGGCCAGCGGAGUCCAAGGCCUCCACAGGACAACAAAACAAAAACUGCUUCCCCGAGAACACAAACAUUUUACCACCUAUUGUGUGA